GGCGCCGCCCCGGUGCCGCCAGCGGAGCCAGCGCGGAUCGGCCCAGCAUGGAGGGGACGCGGCGCGCCCUGCUCCGCCUCGCCGCCGCCUGCUGCCUGCUCUGCGCCCUGCCAGCAGAGGGUCAGCAGACAGCAGAGGCCUUGGAGUCAGUGUCACCUUUUCCUAGCACAGCGCUAACCUCUCUUUGGCCAAGGGAAGCCUCUGACGUCCCUCCAGUGACUGCUGCCAUUCCUCAGCCAGGCCUGGAGAAAAACCUGACUGCUGCAACACUUAGUGCCACAGGGGCCCAUGCUACAGAGGUGGAGGAUGCCUUCAUCCCCACCACCCCCAUGGCAGGCUCCAAUGCAGAGAGACUGCAGGCUUCUACCACUGCCAGUCCUGGGGACAUCACAGUUACACAUCCUGAGCAUGACAACAUGAGCUUGUCAGCCAACAGCAGCACUGAAAUACCCUCCCCUACCUUGACUGCCAGCACUCUGGAAGAAAAUCAGCCGAGCCAUGAAGUCACAGAGCCUUUCAGCACAACUGAAGAAACGGAUGAUGCCAGCAGUGCAACCCCCACGCCUCCUCUGAACACUGGGCCGGCAACAACUAACAGCUCUCAGUCAGGGCUUUUUGAUGGGCAGACCCCGAGGCCCACAGCAGCAAAGUCUGAAACCAAGGCAGGAACGAGCCCCGUGGGUGCCACAGAGGAGAGCACUGUGGAGCCCAGAACUUCCUCUGCUCCCAUCUCCAUUGUACGGAGCACAUCCUUUGCUACUGCCUCCAGCACUGUGACAGUGACACCCCUCGUGACCAGCUCCACAUCUGCCAGCACAACUGCCAUCCCCACCAGCACGCCCACACUGGCACAGUCAUUGGAGCCCAGGCAUGAGAAGACUUCUGUGUUGGAUGUUGGUGAUGAUAAUUCAGAGCUUCCCAGUUUGGCUGGUAAAGCGAGGGCUGACCCCUUGGUGAUCACUGUGAUCUCUGUGUUCAUUGUCAUGGUGGCCAUCCUGGCCCUGGUGGGAUUCCUGCGCUACCGCCAGCACAACAACCGCACAGAGUUCCGGCGCCUGCAGGACCUGCCCAUGGAUGACAUGAUGGAGGACACCCCUCUCUCCCUCUACAGCUACUAGGCAACCAGGCUGUCUACUGCCCAGAGGAAAAGGCCUUGAGGACUUGGUCCCAGACGAUCUGCUGAGGAGUGAGGGGCUGUGAUUUGCACACAACUGAAAGAUCCUUUUCAGAUGGUUUUUGGUUUUAGACAUUUUCAAUAGUUCAGUGUUGAAGUUUCUAUGCUGCAAAUCAGAGCCCAAGUCUGACCCUUUUCUCCAGGCUCUCCUCAAAACAAUGCCCUGAAGAGGUGUCUCCUCCUUUUAGUGUGGCAACCAAUUAGCCAAGACAACCUUUGCCAUGGUGUUCUGCAUGGAUUUCUUCUGUUGAUCUUGGUGGCUGCUGCCUUCAAAGGAGGUGGGCAAGUGUUUCAGACUAGGGCUCUUAACACUGGUGGUGUCAGCACAGUGCCAGCAGAGGAGACUGCUGUUUUCUAAGGAAGCCAAGGAUGUGGAAGUCAGUUCUCUUGGGCUCCCUCUUGUUCUGUAUUUUUAAGGUUGUUUGUUUUGGGGGUUUUCUUGCACUUUUGUUUUUGUUCCUGUUUCAGCUUUAGUCCCAGGAUUGGCAUUACCCAUCCUGAAACACCUACAGGAGGAUAAAAGACUACUCUGCUUCCUUCCUAGAUGCAUACCUUUUCUCUUUAACCAGGGAAAAGAGUUUUGUUGCCACUGGAGAAGUGCCCCUGCUACUUGAUGUUGCUUUGAAGUUGCUGGGAGGAAAUUGAACAUAAUGUUAGCUUAACUGAGCUUGAUAGGACUCAGUUUAUUGCCAAUUAGACACACUAAUUUGGUCUCACCACAAUUAGAAAACCGUGUCUCCUACACUUGAUGCUUUUGGCAUAUGUGUAAACUCCUUUCCCAGGCCCAGUAAAUGCUUUAGUCUAUUUCCCUGCCUGGGCUAACACAAGCCUUUCCUCAGGUACCUCCCAUUUUGCUUCUAGCAUCUGGUUGCUGGAAGUUGUUGUACAAAGCUGGUGCUUUGCUCUCCCUCCUGUGCUAUGCAAGGUCAGAGCUCCUCUACUUUCUGAUGUUGGUCUUUUGAGCCAGUUGGUGUCUUGUCAUGAGGACAGAUCCUGGAUGUAGGUGCCUUCCUCCCCUUCCCUUUCUUGGUGUUAUGCUGAUUAGAUUCUGCACUUUUGCCUCAAAAUAUCACUGCUGUAGACUGCAUCCAAGGCUCUUGAGGCCUCUCAAGGAAACCCACAGGCCAGAGCCUCUGAGUGUAAAUCAGAGGAGCUUUUGGUGCCCUUGUGUCAGAAAGACCGGAGUGUGUAUGACAUGACAAUUUUCAUGUAAUUACACCUGCUCCUGUUUUCUAACUCACAUUUGACUGCAGGAAAAUGGAAACACAUGCCUUCUCUAGAGUGUUUGAUUUUUGACUAAGCCAGUUGCUCCCUCAGGAUACAGCAAGGGCUAGAGUUUAUCUGCCACGUUGCUCUACAAGCCUCAGUUUCUCCUCUCCUUUCAGGAGCAACAUCACUGAACCCCACGAAGGACAGAUACCAAGCCUCACUUGAAAAAGUACCUUUUUUUUCCCAGUGCUGUUAGUGGUUAUCAUAGCAGGGAAAGGGGUAAUUCCCCAUCAGCUGAGCUCAAGUUGCCUGGAAAGCCCAAAGGAGGAGCAGAACAGAUCUGGCUCAAAUAGAUGAACUGGGUAAGGCAGCAGUUCCUCCUCCCUGUGCUGCUGCUUUGAGUGGCUGACAAAUGGCUGCAGUGCAGUUGGGUUUCAGUUUGGCCUUCCAUCUAUGUAUUUAUGCCCAGUAAAAUAGGGAAAAGAGUUGGUUCUCUUCUAUGAUUGCAUGAGAACUAAAGAGCAAUUGUCACAACUCCAAAGCUUCUGUAUCAAGCAUUGUCUGCACAGAGCAAUCUCCCUAGCUACAGACCUGUUUCCCCUGCCGGAGGGCAGGGUGCUGCUGGUUUUCGGCACAGAGUUGGCAAGUUAGUGAUGGAAAAUAGAACUCCAUCCUGGCUGGAACUGGUGCAGGCUGGCAUAUCUGGGAAGUGUGUCUGCACACAAGCAAAAGGGCAGAGGCUGGUUGUUCUGGUUUCCCAUGCAUCGCUGUGCAGGGGAAAGAGGUGAGGAAAAACUCGCCCAACACCAAAGUGCAACUUUGUUUGUAAAAUAUGUUGAUAGUGGAUUUUUUUUCUUUCUGCAAUAAAGUUACAA
This is a messenger RNA of Camarhynchus parvulus, 3258 nucleotides long. RefSeq names its product pneumococcal serine-rich repeat protein-like. The record is from RefSeq and is a predicted model, not a curated record. The transcript has 5 exons. NCBI's taxonomy places the organism in Eukaryota, Metazoa, Chordata, Aves, Passeriformes, Thraupidae. The coding region runs from base 48 to 1118 and encodes 356 amino acids.